ACGCAAAAAAGUUCCACUUCUAAGCCCUAACUCCACAAGGAACACAAAACCCAUUGAUAAAAAUGGCUGAUACCCAAAAUACCAUUUUCGUCUUCCGACCAGACCAGCAGAAUCUGGCACCUAAACCUCUGACUCCAUUCUCUGCCGUGACCCCUCACCGUGCUACGGCCUCACGAGCACGCCGCCUCAUCUCUACCACAACCCUCGAAAUGAUUAUUGAAGAAGAUACCGCACCGGAAGAAGAUCAUCCUAGCACUGUCGCUGCGAGGGAUACUCUUCCGGUAUUUCCGUCGACCUCCUGUUUCUUGAUGGCCAAUAAACAAGUCUCUUUCAUGUUAUACGGAAGCUGCAAGUGCCCUUGAUUAUUUUCACUACAAACCGACUGAAGAAUGGUGUUUUUUUUCUUGUACUAGUCAAGUUAGUAAUAUCUGAUGUCAGUUAUGGUCGAUGCUUUGUUUUUACAGAAGUUUAUUUUCUGUUAUACGGAAGCUGCAAGUGCCCUGGAUGUUUUUUCACCACAAAGCAAUUAUGGUGUUUUUUUUUUACUUUUCUUGUAAUAAUCAAGUUAGUGAUGUCUGAUGUUCGAUAGUGCAUGGUGCUAUGUUUUAAUAGAAGUUGAAUCAACU
Brassica oleracea var. oleracea is the source of this 626-nucleotide messenger RNA. RefSeq lists its product as uncharacterized. NCBI's taxonomy places the organism in Eukaryota, Viridiplantae, Streptophyta, Magnoliopsida, Brassicales, Brassicaceae. The record is from RefSeq and is a predicted model, not a curated record. Bases 63 to 362 code for a protein of 99 amino acids. The transcript has a single exon.